UUGCAGGCCGUCUCUCCUAGUUUUGUGACCCACGACCGGUCUAGGUCCAAAUCCCGGCUAGUUUUCUCAGAUGAAGAGGGUUGCGGAGUCGUAAGACUACAGACUACAGACUACACGGGCUCGAAUCCCACUGGGGGAGGUGAUACGAUUUUGGGGAAGACGGGGCUUUCCCGGCUUGGUAGAUCGUUUUCCGAGCCUCCACACCCGACUUCCUCUCGUCUAGGCCCUCUCGCCAAGAAAAAACCACUUUCGUCCAACCAACAGGGUCGGGCCUUCGGACUGCAAGUGUUUCUGGACAAAAUCCGCGUCUUAGCUCUCGUCUUCAUCCUCCAUUCAUUUCCUGUUACCAAUUCGACAUAUCCCAAUACGACAGUGACCAUAGCAACAUUUAACUGGCUGGACAACGAUAAAGAUGAGGUCAUGGGCGUCAGACCAGUUCAAUUGCCCAUUUGGCUUUUGGGAGAUGGGCUCCCACAGAUCCUGUUCAACUCUUCAUUUAUCACAUUAAACGUAUCAACUAGUCUUUGGUGA
Messenger RNA from Protopolystoma xenopodis, 531 nucleotides. The record is from the annotation of a GenBank genome assembly. NCBI's taxonomy places the organism in Eukaryota, Metazoa, Platyhelminthes, Monogenea, Polystomatidea, Polystomatidae.